Phaedon cochleariae (mustard beetle) is the source of this 1799-nucleotide messenger RNA. Lineage: Eukaryota; Metazoa; Arthropoda; Insecta; Coleoptera; Chrysomelidae. The record is from the annotation of a GenBank genome assembly.
AUGAGUUUCGAACACUAUGCCAACAAGACUCUAGAAGAGAAAAACCUGGAAACUAUCCCAACUUCUCGAGCUUCUCCUGAACAUCCCCAGAUCAACAAAAACCUCCGGUUCAAUCCAUAUAUGAAUGAAAACAUCGCUUCACCCAACAAAGCAACUGCAACAAACCAUUCGGAUACCAACUACAAAAAGUUUUCCAAUACGAAUCUGCAGCAGCAAAAUGUGGAAACCUUCAGUGAAAAAUUGACCUCACACCAUUCUUCCUGGAAACCCCCCAGAUCGCCCCACAACCUCAUAGAAGAAUUCCUCUAUCAGGACCCUUGGUCCCUAUUGGUCGCCACCAUCUUCUUGAACAAAACCAACUGCACCGUAGCCAGACACCACCUGUUGCGAUUCCUUCAGGACCACCGUAGUCCUCGGGACGUUUUGGACAAGUCCUUGCAGGACUUGGAAAAGUACUUUGUCGGUGUGGGGCUGCAACGCACCAGGGCGUUGCAGUUGUACAGGAUGUCCUACGAUUUCUUGUUCAAGAAGUGGACUAGUGUUGUGGAGUUGUAUGGUAUCGGACAUUACGGGGAAUGUGCAUUUAGGAUGUUUUGUUUGGGGGAUUUCAGCGUGGAACCGAAGGACAGAUACUUGAGGAUUUACAAGGGAUGGUACGAGAAGGUCGGUGCGGGGUGAGUUGCAGUCUACCAACACCCGAAAACAUGACCACCCACUGGAACUACCCUGAACCUGCUCUGCAAGACGAACUUCGCAAGAUCGCUAACGCCAUUGUGGCACCCGGAAAGGGUAUUUUGGCUGCCGAUGAAUCCGUUUCGACCAUGGGCAAACGUUUGGCCGAUAUCGGUGCCGAAAACACAGAUGAAAAUCGUCGCAAAUACAGACAACUUCUUUUCACUACUUGCCCAACUAUCGGCGACUACAUUUCUGGAGUUAUCCUCUUCCAUGAAACUCUCUAUCAGAAAGCCGAUGACGGCACUCCUUUCCCGGAGUUGUUGAAACAGCGCGGAAUCAUUCCCGGAAUAAAAGUCGACACCGGCGUUGUACCGUUGUUCGGUAGCCAAGAUGAGUGCACUACCCAAGGUCUGGACGAUUUGGCGAAACGUUGCGCCCAAUACAAGAAGGACGGCUGCCACUUCGCCAAGUGGCGUUGCGUCCUCAAAAUCAACGAGCACACUCCGUCGCUGCUCGCCCUCGAAGAGAACGCCAACGUUUUGGCCAGAUACGCGUCGAUCUGUCAGGCCAAUCGCAUCGUGCCCAUCGUCGAGCCGGAAAUUCUGCCCGACGGGCCGCACGACUUGGAGAGGUGCCAGAAGGUCACCGAGACCGUCUUGGCGUUCGUCUACAAGGCUCUCGCCGAUCACAACGUCUACUUGGAAGGCACCCUCCUGAAACCCAACAUGGUGACCGCCGGACAAUCGGCCACCGUCAAGGCAGGCCCCGCGGAAGUCGCUCUGGCUACCGUGACGGCCCUGCAGCGCACCGUGCCUGUCGCCGUGCCCGGAAUCACCUUUUUGUCGGGCGGCCAAUCGGAGGAGGAGGCCACCGUCAAUUUGGACGCGAUGAACAAAUUCCAAGGCAAGAGACCGUGGGCCCUCACCUUCAGUUACGGUCGCGCUCUGCAGGCUUCAGUGCUCCGCGCUUGGGGCGCCAAAGACGCCAACGUCAAAGCCGGUCAAGAUGAAUUGCUGAAACGUGCCAAGGCCAACAGUGAGGCUUCCUUGGGCAAAUAUGUGGCAGGUAGUGUGGAGGGAAAAGCUGGAGAUACUGGUCUGUUCGUGAAGAAUCACGCCUACUAG